Molecule: messenger RNA, 1840 nt
Organism: Melanotaenia boesemani (Boeseman's rainbowfish)
Lineage: Eukaryota; Metazoa; Chordata; Actinopteri; Atheriniformes; Melanotaeniidae
Product: intermediate filament protein ON3-like
Exons: 9
Coding region: 68-1327 (419 amino acids)
Cellular component (GO): keratin filament
Source: RefSeq, a predicted model, not a curated record
AGCUGUAGGUACCUUCGCCUCUCGCCAAUUCACCAAGACUUCAAUUAUCUUUUUUUAAGGCUUCACUAUGUCUAAACCAGGAGAUUACAGCAGCCGGACCUACACGCCCGGCACCACGGGACCGGUCAAAAGCGAACCCACCAAGGUCGACGCGUCGGGUAAAACCAAGGAGAAGCAGGACAUGGUGUCACUCAAUGACAAGUUCGUCCAGCUGAUUGACAAGGUAAAAGCCCUGGAGGAUGAGAAGAAGAAGCUUGACACAAAACUGAAGAUCCUCAAGAAGCAGGACGACUACAAAGGGAAGGUGGAUGAGCUCGUGAAGCACCUGGAGAACCAGCUGGAGGAGCAAAUUGAGAGCUUGCUCAAUGACCAGGAGAAACUGAAGAAAGAGCUGGCAAAGAACCAGGAUGAGGUGGAAGACACCAAGAAGAGGUAUGAAAAUGAGCUGCACAAGAAAACUGACCUAGAGAAUGACUUUGUUUUAGCCAAAGAGGGUGUGGAUGAUGGACACUUGGACUCUGUAGAGCUGGCCCUAGAGCUGGAAGACCUGAUGGGAAAGCUGGACUUCCUCAGGGUUGGCUAUGAUGAGGAGAUCAAAGAGUUGGAGUCGCAGGUCCAAAAUGAAACUGUGAUCAUUCGUGACACUGACAAACGGUCCCUAGACAUGGAAGAGAUUGUCAAGACCAUUGAGGUUCAGUAUGCCAACAUGGCUGCACGAACGAGAAAUGAGGCUGAGCAGUGGAACCAGAAAAAAAUGGAUGCUAUGGUCUUAAGUGCAGGACAGCGGGAGCAAGAAGUGCGCGACCUUAGGAGGGAGAUCUCAGAUAUGUUGCGCUCCAUCCAGAGGCUCAAUGGAGACCUCGAUUCUCUAAAACGGAAGGAAGACUCCCUGAAGAAGGACAUCGAUGAUGUUAGACAGGACGGUGAAGAAAACAUUGGCAGGAGCAGAGAGCACAUCAAAAAGCUGGAGGAGGCCUUAAACCGGACCAAGCACGAGCUGGCCCGGCAGAUCUGCGAACACCAAGAACUGCUGAACCUCAAGCUGAGCCUUGACAUCGAGAUCGCCACUUAUCAAAAGCUCCUGGAGGGCGAGGAGGAGAGAAUAUAUCCCCGUCAUCCCCGUGCAGACGUUCACCCGCCAUCGCACCUACACCCUCCAGAGAAGCCACGAGCUGCAGAACCCACCAUCGUUCCGGAAAUCAGCACUCCCCUUCCGGACACCACCAUAAUCCCACCAGUGUUCCCCAAUUCCAAGAAGCGGCUGCUGAUUCGGGUGGAGGUGGAAUCAGGCCGAGUCGUGUCCGAAAGCUCCCAUUACACUGAGUGACUGACUGCAGCUUUAGAACAAAUCCGCAAAAUGUGAAUUAGAUAGUCAAAUUAAAUUAAACUAUUUGAGUUUCCUGAUGUCUUUUAAAGUUAUAAUCAACCUAUUUUAUUUUGUGUGCUUCCUGGUAGAGUGAACGUCUAACACCUGGUCCUUGGCAGGUUGAAUUUCUUCCUUGAAUCUGCGUUUGAAUUUGUUUACAAUACAGCAGUGUUUUGAAAAGGUUUUCUUAUCUUUGGUUCUUCAGAGUCCUCUGGUGUUUCACUGUUUUCUUACAUGUUCUCUGCAUCUGUUUCAGUCCAACUCAAGUGACUUCAACAGGAUUGUGUCUUCAUAAAACAGUAGUUUUUCAUGACAAAAAAAUUACGGAGGUUUUUCUGUUCUGUUGGUUGUUUACAAAGACAUUUGUUUGCUCAAGUAUUCAUGUGUGUUUAAACCUUUUGUACCUAAAAUCCGGCAAAUGAAUCACAAGAAAUCAGAUUACUGGGUCAACUGUUAAUAAAUAAAGCAAUAUGA